GAAAAAAUCAAUAGGAUUAUUGUUUCCUCACGGAUGUAUUUGACGGCGACACACACAACAGUUCAUGUGCGGCAUAGAGCUGCUGUCUGUGGCUAGAUCAUUACCUACUGCAGCAUGCCGAAGCCCCGUGGGUUCGAGUUCUGGAGGAGCACUCUGAAGGGUGCGCGCUACGUGGUAGCGCCCAUGGUGGACCAGAGCGAGCUCGCGUGGAGGCUGCUGAGCCGCAGACAUGGCGCAGAGCUCUGCUACACGCCCAUGCUGCACGCCCAGGUGUUCGUGAGGGACGCCAACUACCGUCGAGAGAACCUGUACAACGAGGUCAACCAGGAGGACCGACCCCUCAUCACACAGUUCUGUGCCAAUGAUCCUGAGGUGUUUAUUCAGGCUGCUCUACUCGCCCAGGAUUACUGUGAUGCCAUCGAUCUGAAUUUGGGUUGCCCACAGAUGAUUGCAAAAAGAGGCCAUUAUGGUGUGUUUCUUCAAGAUGAGUGGGACCUUCUUGAGAAAAUGAUUAAACUGGCUGACGAAAAACUCUCCGUGCCCAUUACUUGCAAAAUCCGGGUCUUCCCUGAGAUUGAGAAAACAGUGAAGUAUGCCAAAAUGCUGGAAAAGGCUGGAUGCCAGCUGCUCACAGUUCAUGGGAGAACUAAAGAUCAAAAGGGGGCUUUGACUGGCAUUGCAAGUUGGAAGCACAUCAAAGCUGUACGGGAGGCUGUAAACAUUCCUGUUUUCGCCAAUGGAAACAUCCAGCACCUGAGUGAUGUUCAGCGCUGCAUGGAGGAGACUGGAGUACAUGGUGUCAUGAGUGCAGAAGGGAAUCUCCAUAAUCCUGCCCUGUUUGAAGGCUGUAGUCCGCCUGUGUGGGAGAUGUCUGAGGAGUACCUGGAGGUUGUGGAGAAACACCCACCCUGCAGUCUGUCUUUUGUCCGUGCUCACAUUUUCAAACUGUGGCACCACACCUUACAGAUACAUCAAGACCUGAGGGAGGAGCUGGCCAAAGCGAAAAACAUAGCUGGGAUUGCAGAGGUCAACAGACAGCUAAAACAGCGUUGCCAGGAGGAGAUGGCUAAAGAUGAAUCUGAAUGGACUCAGACUGGACUUCCCUUUCCUCACUGGAUCUGUCAACCCUACGUCAGACCACCGCCCAAGGAUCCAAACACUGAAAAUGGCCAGAAAGCAACAGAAACAAAAGUUGUGAGUGUGAAGAGGGCACUGGAGGACAGCGACGGAUCCAAUGACUCGCUCUCCAAGAACAAGCUGAAGAAGAAAGCCCGUAACCCCCAUAAAAACUUUUCUCCAGAGCUGAAACCAAAAUACAUCAAGUGUGAGCAAUGUGGAAACCCUAAAGGGAAUAAGUGUGUGUUCAACUUGUGCCGUGGCUGCUGCAAGAGGAAGGCUUUCAAGGAAGUGGCUGAUUGUCCUGGCCAUGGAUUGAGAUUCAAAACCAAGGCUUUGAAACAGUCUAACUCAGAUACGGGUGGUGGACUGACGAAUGGGAAGCCCAACAGUCAGACAGUUUCCACUGCAGUCCAUGAUCCACUGUAAAGCAGACUUGUGUACUGCAAAUGGGACACACAGUGACAUCUGAGGACACAUUACCACUUUACAUUGCUGCACUGAAUUGGAAGUACAAGACUACAGUUGUGGCCAUUACUAUUGAUAUGUGAUUUGGAUCCAUAUGACAUCAACUGAACUAAACAUGCAAAGAAACAGACAUAGAAAAAAUGUGUAACCUCAAUGCUACUGUUACUUAGGCUAGUUCAUCUGUAGAGUCAUUCUUUACUGUAAUGAAGUACCACUUUCUGGACUGCUGUCGGGUGAAUAGUUCCAUAGUCUUAAUAUUUUAAGGUCGCUUAUUAGAAUAGCGUAUUUUUAUGAUCUCUGGGAACGUGGUAUAUGAAGCAGCCGCUCUGAAUGCACAAUCCUAUACUGCUCCGUGCUCGCUCGAGACGGAGAAGCUGGACUUUUAUCUGUGGAAAUACACUGAUGGACAUCUUCACUCACACAUUCUUCAAACUGCAUUUUUACUAUUUAUUGUCUUCCGAACUGAAAGAUAUGGCAGAUUUGUAUGUUGCAACCACAAUCAAACAUCUUUGACUUUUAAUGCAUUUUUACAUAUUUUUUGAACAUGUAUAUAAAUUCACUUUUAAUCUGAGAUUUCUGUUUCCUUUCCUGUGCAGUCAUGAUCCUGUAUGAUCAUUGUGACCAGUUCACACACACAUACUGACAUUUAUUUUUACACUACAAAAAUUCCUGGCCCAGUAAAUAGUUUUUUAAAGACACGGUCUGAUUCAGAUGCCUUACCCUUAUCAUUGUACUGCCUUUUAUUGUCAUUUCAAAAAAGUAUGCAGCUCUAGUACAACAUUGGUUCAACAUAAUGACAUUUUCUUUUUAUUACAGGUCAACAUGUAUUUUCUUUUUUACACUGUACUUUAAAGCAGGACUCAACUCAGUGCCUUAUUCUAAAGAUGUGGGACAGUUACUCAGAAACACCCUUGAAUGAGACUGUCUUUAACUGUAAAUGUGUGUACAGAGCUGUGGUUAUUCUGUGGAUGUUUUUUUCUCAUCAGUUCCUUGGGUAAAACAUU
This is a messenger RNA of Labeo rohita (rohu), 2588 nucleotides long. RefSeq names its product dihydrouridine synthase 1-like (S. cerevisiae) (gene dus1l). Bases 115 to 1545 code for a protein of 476 amino acids. Lineage: Eukaryota; Metazoa; Chordata; Actinopteri; Cypriniformes; Cyprinidae. Gene Ontology annotation, molecular function: tRNA dihydrouridine synthase activity. The record is from RefSeq and is a predicted model, not a curated record. The transcript is spliced from 14 exons.